This is a messenger RNA of Brassica napus (rape), 1366 nucleotides long. RefSeq lists its product as uncharacterized. The record is from RefSeq and is a predicted model, not a curated record. The transcript has 7 exons. NCBI's taxonomy places the organism in Eukaryota, Viridiplantae, Streptophyta, Magnoliopsida, Brassicales, Brassicaceae. Bases 91 to 1209 code for a protein of 372 amino acids.
CCCAUAUCUCUGUAGGCCCAGUAAAUACAACCCAAUGUGGCGUUUUUUUUUAGUGUUCUGUUCCCUCCGCUCACUUUCUUCCCGGCGACGAUGUUUGCGGCGAGAGUAAGAGCUUCUCUUAAACCUUUGCUCGGCGGAAGACACAGCUCCUCUCUAAAUCGAAACCGUGAAAUUGUAUCGAUUUCGAGGCGUGUUGUACUUGAUAGAUUCAAUGAUGGGGAUGAGACUCUUACUGGCUUGCGAGUGAAUAGAAGCGGAGUAAGAACCAAACUUUUCAACUGGGGAUUCCAUAGUAGUUCCAUACAGUGCUAUUCCUCGGAAUCUGAUGUAGGAGUGAAAGCUCACCCAAAUAUGGAUGAUCUUUUCUCAGAGCUGGGUUCUGUGAAGAAAGAUAGGAACCGGGAAGCGGUUGUGGAGCUGUUAACUAAGAAGCCAGAGCUUUCUCAGAAAACCAAAGGCAAGAAGAAGAAGAAGAAGAAGAAGGAGAAGCAUGAACAAGCUUCUGAUUCAGUUUCUAAGCCGAAGUUGCUGACAGAAAAGCCUGAAGCUUCUGAAUCAGUUUCCAAGCCCAAGUUGUUGACCGAAAAGCCUGAAGCUUCUUGGAAGACUAAUGGCAAGAGCAAGAUGGAAGCACAUGCGUCUUCCUCAGCAAGAAACGUUACGGACUCCUUCUCCAAGCCAACCGAGUCAACCUCUCCAAUUCCAGAUCACGAAUCCAAGGCCCAGGAGGAAAAGGAAACUAGCUCCAAUGGUUCUUCUACGUCUGUUACACCUUCAAAACAUCCCUCUUCGGUUCUGGUUAUAAGGAUUGGUAAUCUAAACUCGGAAACAACUGAUUCAGAGAUACACUCGAGGUGCUUGUCCAUUGGCUCUUUCGAAGGACUUGCUAGAGUUAGUGAGGACAGUGUUGAGGUUUCCUUUCGAGCUAGAAACAUGAACGAAGCAAAUUCUAUUCUGAAAAAGCUAAACAAAGCAACCGUAGAUCACACUAAGUGGACGGCUGAGAUAGUACCAGAAGCUAAAGAAGCUUCUAAAGAGCAAAUGGGAAUGAGGAUCAGUAGUUCUUUCGAAGAUAUGAAGACGCAACUAAUGAUGCGACAGAUUCUUGUGAGAGACUUGGAAAUGUUGGUGCACUCGGUAGUACAUCUGGAGAAUCAUCCAAUGGAUCAAGAAGGAACUAAAGCUUUGCAAUGUUCUCAAGAUGCCUAAUGGCGCGAAGCCUAAUGGCGCUUUUGCUUAUUUGUCGAGUCUCUCUACUUAAUAAUCAUCAACUGAAUUGGGGUUAGUGUGAUAAAUUUUAAAGUUAGGGACUGUAACGAAACUAUCACAAAUUACAGGAUGAGAUGAAGUUUUUGAACCCCGUUAA